Eupeodes corollae is the source of this 3155-nucleotide messenger RNA. RefSeq lists its product as uncharacterized. The record is from RefSeq and is a predicted model, not a curated record. The transcript has 20 exons. Gene Ontology annotation, cellular component: peroxisome. NCBI's taxonomy places the organism in Eukaryota, Metazoa, Arthropoda, Insecta, Diptera, Syrphidae. Bases 98 to 3100 code for a protein of 1000 amino acids. Gene Ontology annotation, molecular function: alcohol-forming very long-chain fatty acyl-CoA reductase (NADP+) activity. Gene Ontology annotation, biological process: long-chain fatty-acyl-CoA metabolic process.
AAAACUUCCUUAUUUAGGUUCUUUAGAAUUUAGUAGUUGUUGCGGUCUGCCAUUGCUAAGUAUUAGAACAGUUGUUUUAUUAUCUUAUUUUGUAAGGAUGAUUACUAGUUUCUAUAAUCAAUCGGAGAUUUUUAUAACUGGUGGUUCUGGUGUUGUUGGAAAGGCUGCAAUUGAAAAGCUUCUUCGAUCAUGUGAUGUUAAAUUUAUUUAUGUUUUGCUAAGAUCAAAAUAUGGAAAAAGUGCACAGUCACGGCUUGAUGAUUUAAAAAGCUCUAGGAUUUUCAGAGUCUUAAAAGAACUUAAACCAAAUGAAUUAGACAAACUUGUUCUAAUUCCCGGCGAUACCACUCAAGAUGGCCUUGGCAUUUCAUUAGAAGACAGAAAUUUAUUGAAAAACGUGUCAGUAUUUUUUCAUUCAGCUGCUACAACGCGAUUUGAUGAACCAUUACGAUCAGCAGUAGCAUUUAACGUUAAAUCAACACUUGAAUCAUUGAAAUUAGCUGAAACAUUUAGAAAUCUUAAAAUAUUCGUUCACAUCUCUACGUUCUAUUGUAAUCCUUUUGUUGAUCAUCUUAAACCAGAAAUUUAUCCAGGCGUUUUCGAUUGGAGGACUUCUUUGAAGCUUUUGGAUUCGACUGAUGAUGAGCUUAAUUCUACAUUGGCACCAAUUACAGAUAAACUUAUUACAGGCUUCCCAAAUACCUAUGUCUUCACUAAACAUCUUUCAGAACAAUUGGUCAAUGAUUAUCGAUCGAAAUUGCCAGUUUGUAUUUUUAGACCUUCUAUUGUUGUUGCAGCACUUGAAGAGCCCGAACCUGGAUUUACCGAAACAAUGACGGGUGUCAUGGGUUUAUUCGUAGUUUGGGGAACUGGUUUGAUCAAAGUGCUAAUGUGUCGAAAAAAGAUUGUUAUGGAUUUCAGCGCUUUGGAUAUUUCCAAUAAACUUUUGCUAAUGUUUACAGUUAAGGCAUCCCAGUUGAAAAGAGAAGAAUUCGAAGAACAAAUUCCAAUUUGUUUGUCUUCAUCGAAGGGUUUACUUGAUCAUACAAUGGGUGACAUUGGUAGAAUGAUAUCAAAAUUAUUUAGGGAGAAUGCUUGUGAAAAGUCGUUUUGGAUACCAAACUUGACAAUGACCGAAUGUACAUUUAUCUUUUGGAUUUAUACUUUUGUGCUUCAAUUACUGCCUGCAUUUAUUCUCGAUAUUUUAAUGAGGCUAUUUCGUCAGAAACCUAUUUUUAUGAAAUUCCAAAGGAAAAUCUAUGUUAACGCUCAGGCUUUGAAGUAUUUUCUUUGUACUGGAUUUUCCAGUGAUGGCACAACAGAUUUUUAUAAAUAUUUGGAAACUGGUAAAGGAACUGAGUUUGAUAUAAGUGCAGUUGAAAAAUGUUGUGAAAAUGAUGAAGCUAUGGAAGAAGUACUUCGUAGGAAUGUCAAAGGAACUCGAAAGUUUUUACUUAAUGAAGAUGAUUCAUCUUUGCCUAGAUGUCGGAAAAUCUUGGAAGCAAUUGCUGAUAUUAAGUUUAAAUUUUUCUGGCUGAUUUCAGUAGUUUUUGGAUUUAUUAGGUGUGAAGAAGUUAAUUUCGAAAAUAAGUUCGACAUAAUGACUACCGAAUUUUAUAAGGACUUGGAAAUAUUUAUCACUGGUGGGACUGGUGUUAUUGGAAAAGCAGCAAUAGAAAAACUUUUUCGUUCAUGUAAUGUUAAAAGGAUCUAUGUUUUGGUUCGACCAAAGAAAAAUGUUUCACCUGAAGAUCGUUUAAGUGAAAUUAAAAAGUCAAAAAUUUUUAGAGUUCUUAAAGAAAAUAAACCAAAUGAAUUGGAUAAAUUAGCUGCCAUACCUGGUGACAUAACACUGGAUAAUCUUGGAAUUUCAGAAGAGCAUAGAUCAAUGUUAAAAAAUGUAUCAAUUUUUAUUCAUUCAGCUGCUUCAACACAUUUUAAUUUACCCCUUCGUACAGCAAUUAAUUAUAAUUUAAAAUCAACAUAUGAAGCAUUGAGAUUAGCUGAAACAUUUUUAAAUUUAAAAUUAUUUCUUCAUGUUUCGACAUUUUUUUGUAAUCCUUCAGUAGCACAUUUAGAAGAUAAGGUUUAUCCUCCAGUUUUUGAUUGGAGAACGGCUUUGAAGCUAUUAGAAUCUGAGUAUGAUGGUGUGGAUGAUGUUUUCGAUGCAAUUCAAAAUAAAGUUAUGACAGAGUUUCCCAAUACAUACAUUUUCACGAAAAAUCUUGCGGAAAAACUUGUCAAUGAUCACCGACAUAAACUACCUGUAGCAAUAUUCCGUCCUUCCAUUGUCAUGGCAGCCCUACGAGAGCCAGAACCAGGAUUUACUGAGACAAUGAUUGGAGUGAUGGGAUUAUUGUCAAUUUGGGGCACAGGCUUAAUCCAGGUCAUCCUCUGUAAACCUAAAAUUAUUUUAGAUGUUAUUCCUUUGGACGCAUGCACAAAUUUUAUGCUUAUAUUUGUGGAAAGAACAUCUAAACAAAAACGGGAUUUAUUUUUAGAAAAAACGCCUGUUGGAACAGUUUCAUCUUGGGGUGUAAAUCGACAUACUUUUGGCAAAAUGGGUAAAUACAUGUCAAAAUUAACACUGAAGAAUCCUUUAGAAAAAUCCGUUUGGAUACCUGAUGUUAGAUUGACAUCAUGUCCGUUUAUCUUUUGGGUUUAUACUUAUUUAUUACAAUUGUUGCCAGCUGUGAUUAUGGAUGCUUUACUCAAGUUAUUUGGUCAAAAACCCUUUAUGAUGAAAAUUCAAAGACAACUUUAUUACACAACAAAAACAGUAGGCUUUUUCCUCAACCAUCAAUUUGCCAGUGAUGGUGUUACAGAUUUUCAUGAAAUAAUUAAAAUAUCUAAGGGAACCGAAUUCGAUGUGUCCUUCUUUGAGCAUUGUUGUGAAGGAGAAGACGGUUUGAAUUAUGUACUUGAAGAGAAUUUAAAAGCAUGUCGAAAGUUCUUACUAAACGAAGACGAUUCCACUAUACCAAGAUGUCGAAAAAUUUUAAAAGUAAAACAAAUUAUUUAUACCAUUAUAAGACUUUAUGCACUUUACGUAAUUGGAAGUUUUGUGUUUCGGAGAAUAUUUAAUACAAUAGAAGUAUGAGUGUUUGCUUGUGUAGAUUAUUUGAAAAUAAAAUUAAACAACAAAUAAAUCAUAA